Betta splendens (Siamese fighting fish) is the source of this 1061-nucleotide messenger RNA. RefSeq lists its product as uncharacterized. Bases 117 to 950 code for a protein of 277 amino acids. The transcript is spliced from 2 exons. Lineage: Eukaryota; Metazoa; Chordata; Actinopteri; Anabantiformes; Osphronemidae. The record is from RefSeq and is a predicted model, not a curated record.
UUCCCACAGACGUCUAUAAAUGUGUCUGUGGUGAUUUCAGCAGCAGCACUGAUCAUCAGAUCAUCAGCCAGCAUCAGCUUCCAGGAGGACUGGUCUCCAAUCACCAGCUGAGCACCAUGAAGAAGCAGAUCCUCUUUGUGACUCUGGUCUGGGCUCUCUGCAGUACAGGUCCAGCAGCAACUCAAACCGUAACCACUGCUCAAACCACAAGAACGACCACUGCAACUCCAGCAGCAGCUCAAACCACAAGAACGACCACUGCAACUCCAGCAGCAGCUCAAACCACAAGAACGACCACUCCAACUCCAGCAGCAGCUCAAACCACAAGAACGACCACUCCAACUCCAGCAGCAGCUCAAACAACUGCAACCGCUGCUCCAAACACAACCACAACUGCUGAUGGAACCACAGGAACAACCACAACCGUUGCUUCAACCUUGACCACCUUUUCUACUACCACUCAGCCACCAGUUAAUCCUCCUCAAACAACACCAACAAAUGUUGGCAAUCCAGCUGCUUUUUAUAAACGGACUCCAUGCUUCAACCCAAAAAAUCGUUUGCUUGUCCAGCAACAGGAGCAGUUGUUUGCAGAGCAACAACUGCUGACCCGACAGCAGCAGUUGCUCUCCCAACAGGAACAAGUGCUGAUCCAACUAGAGCAACAGUUGUUUGGACAGCUACAACUCCUGGUUGAGCAACUACAACAACAGUUAUUUGCACAGCGUGACCUGCCGUUCCAGCAACAGCUGCAGUGCUACGAACAACAAAAUGGCCUGUUCCAGCAACAGCAAGAGUUGUUUAUACAGCAACAACUCCUGGUCGAGCAGCAGCAGCUGUUGGCCGUACAGCAGCAACUGGUGGCCCAGCAACAGGAACAGGUGUCUGCACAGCAACAAAUGCUGUACCAGCAGCACCAGGCCUUCUGCAACCGACCAGUUCGACCAUUCUAACAGUACUUUGAAAGUACAGGUAGUCACAAACGUAGAUUUGCUGGUUUUCAUUCUUUGUAAUGAUCUUUUCUGAAUUUGCAAUCUAGUUUCUGAAUAAAAAAAGUCUUUGGG